AUGGCUGAAAAUGAGCGUCAUCUGCGGCUCGAGGGACAGAGGCAUUCGAAAGAGAAGUCCGACUUGCGGCACAGCCUCGCACAGAAAGAGAACAAGAGGGCCCGCUACGAGGAGCUUUGGCGGAGGUCACUGAGGUUACUGCUAGACAAUAAGAAGGACUAUUUGCUCGGCCUCUACUUCCACGCUUGGAGUAAAUAUGCUUCAUCACAAAACGGCGAUAGGGAGAUAGGAAGACUCAAUGCCGUUGUGUUCAGUCAAAGUCGGAAAGGUGAGAGCUGGACUGUUGAGGAUACUGCUCGCAUUCACCGUGCUCCGUGA
This is a messenger RNA of Perkinsus marinus ATCC 50983, 318 nucleotides long. RefSeq lists its product as hypothetical. The transcript is spliced from 2 exons. The coding region runs from base 1 to 318 and encodes 105 amino acids. The record is from RefSeq and is a predicted model, not a curated record. NCBI's taxonomy places the organism in Eukaryota, Perkinsozoa, Perkinsida, Perkinsidae.